AUGUCGUUCCACAACGAGAAGUCAGAACCUCUCAACAUAGUACACGACGAAGCCAUCGGAAAUGUCGUCAACAUCGAGCCUGCACCAGAGGACGAUGCCGGCACGAACUUCACAUGGGAUAUUGAGGUUAUCUUAAACCUCCUUGCUUGCUUUCUGACGUACUUUACGGCCGUAUUUUCCGUCGUUGUUCCCUCAGGAGCCAUCCCCUUCAUCAGUCGAGCCUUUCCUGAGGAAACAUCCAACAGAAUUUGGAUCUCAGCUUCUUUCACGGCUGCUUCAUGCUCGGUUCAAGCAUUCUGCGGAGAUUUGAGCGAUAGGCUUGGACGUAAGAUUCCCAUUUUGACCGGUAUGCUACUCGGCAUUGCUGGCACGCUCCUCAGUGGCAGAGCCUCAAACCUUAACAUGGUCAUCGCUGGACAAGCCCUGAGUGGAGCUGGAUCUACAUUGGGAUUUCUGUGCAUCCCCCUCUUUCAAGAGAUUGUACCCAAGUCCAAGCGCCCCAUGAUCAUGGCCGUUGCUGGAAUCUUCCCUGGGACAGCCUACUCUUCGGGCAGCAUUAUAUCCGGAGCCUUCAUCAAAGGCGAAGUUGGAGGCCCAAACGACGGUUGGCGGUGCGGCUUCUACCUCUGCGCCGGUUGCUACGCCAUUGCACUCCUGCUUAUCGCUGUCUUCUACCACCCCAGCCCCAGGCCAAACCCGGACAACCUGCCCAUGGCGCGGCGAAUCCUCCAGAUCGACUGGCUGGGAGUCUUCUUGGUCACCGCUGGUUUAGUCCUCUUCUUAGUUGGUCUUGAAUCAGGAGGAAACCCAUCGCCAUGGUCAUCAACUCGAGUGGUCGCCUGCCUUGUCGUCGGCGCUGGAAUUAUGGCUGCCUUUUGUCUGUGGGAGUGGAAAGGAACCAAAGACCCGAUCCUAGGUCACGACCUGUUUGAACAUCGCAAUUUUGCGGUGACACUGGCAAUCUGCUUUGUGGGCGGUAUGGUCCUCUUCGGAGGACAGGCAUUCCUCCCUCAAGAGGUCGUCUACCUCUUCACUGAUGACGCUGUCCUCACUGGCGUGUGGGGACUGCCUUUCAACUUUGGUACCGUCAUCGGAGCUAUGGUAGGAGGAAUAUGGCUCGCACACAGCAAAGAGGCAAAACCCAUUGUCUUCUUUACAUUCUUGCUUCUUCUUCUCGGAGCGGGUUUGAUGCUCGUGGUCAAGCCGGGUGUCAACUUCGCCGCGUGGCUCUUCUCCACUGGCCUGUUGGGUGCCGGAGUCGGCAUUCAAACCACGGUCCUCCAAGUGAUAGUUACACUGUGCACACCAGACCAUCUUAUCGCCGCGGCUGCCAGUGUGUCCAACGCUGUCCGGGCCUUGGGGGGAAGCAUCGGUGUUGUGAUCUUCUCCCAGGUCCUCGCCGCCAAGGCAAAGACUCUGGUACCCGAUGAAAUUGCGAAAAGAGUUGUGGAAGUCGGCCUUCCCCUAUCUUCGGUCCCAGCUUUUGUUGGAGCGAUUUUAACACAAGACACCUCCCAGAUCGCACAAAUUCCAGGCGUCACGCCCGAAAUCCUAGCGGCCGCUGCUGCCGCUACUCGCUGGGGCUAUUCAGCAUCUUUCAAAUAUGUUUGGUACUCCUUGAUUCCCUUUGCAGUGGUGUGCAUGGGGCUCUCUCUCCUCCUGAAGCCGACAGGCGCCCAAAUGACCGACACAGUGUCCGCAGGUAUACAGCGACGGAAUGAACCCAAAAAUCAAGCCAAGCAAGAUGAUUAG
Rhinocladiella mackenziei CBS 650.93 is the source of this 1752-nucleotide messenger RNA. RefSeq lists its product as uncharacterized. Gene Ontology annotation, molecular function: transmembrane transporter activity. Gene Ontology annotation, biological process: transmembrane transport. The transcript has a single exon. NCBI's taxonomy places the organism in Eukaryota, Fungi, Ascomycota, Eurotiomycetes, Chaetothyriales, Herpotrichiellaceae. The coding region runs from base 1 to 1752 and encodes 583 amino acids. The record is from RefSeq and is a predicted model, not a curated record.